Molecule: messenger RNA, 1158 nt
Organism: Arachis stenosperma
Lineage: Eukaryota; Viridiplantae; Streptophyta; Magnoliopsida; Fabales; Fabaceae
Exons: 4
Coding region: 1-1158 (385 amino acids)
Source: RefSeq, a predicted model, not a curated record
AUGGGCUUUGGACAAAGAUGGAAGAGUUGGAUUAUGGAGUGUGUAAGCAUGAGUUCUAUGUCAGUGUUGAUAAACGGAUUGCCAUCUAAGCCAUUUAAGAUAGAAAGAGGUUUGCGACAGAGGGAUCCAUUGUCUCCAUUUCUAUUUGUUCUAGUCACUGACGAUCUACAUAGGAUGUUCGGGAAGGCGGCGAGAAAUGGGCGUAUCUCGCCGUUAUUGGUGGAUAGAGAUCAUGUCGAGCUGUCACAUCUUCAGUUUGCAAAUGAUACUGUUUUGUUCUGUCCCCCGGAGGAAGAAACCAUAAAGAAUUACAAGAGACUACUGCGUUGUUUUGAGCUUAUGUCAGGGCUGAUUAUUAAUUUUGAUAAUUCUAGCUUGAUCCCUAUUAAUUGUGAUGUUCAGUGGGUACAGCAUAUGUCUAGAGUGCUGGGCUGUAAGGUAGCCUCCCUUCCAGUGAAAUACUUAGGGAUCCAGCUAGGAGUGAACCCGAGGUUGGUGAGGACUUGGAAGCCCAUUAUAGACAAAGUGGAGCAGAAGCAGAGCAUUUUGGAGGCCAAGGUUCUCAAUAAAGCCAGUAAGCUGGUGCUUAUUAAAUCCGUUUUGAACAGCCUGCUAGUCUAUUAUUUGAGUUUGUAUAAAAUGCAAAAGGCUGUUGCAGAGAAACUGAUCUCCCUACAGAGAAGGUGUUACCUGCAUGGGGGGCCAUGGAAGGAUAUUUGCCAACUACAGUUCAAGGAUCAACAAGUAAGACAGAAGAUUAUUAAUGGGUUGUCUAUGGAGAUUGGCGAUGGGAGAGGAACUCGGUUUCGGGAGGAUGUAUGGCUGCGUGGUGGGACCCAGAAAGAUCUUUUUCCGAGACUCUUCUCAGUUUUAAACCAAAGAGGAUCCGUCAUAGGGGAUUGUGGGUUCUGGGACGGGUUAGAGUGGAAAUGGAACUUCCAAUGGAGGCGACAGCUUUUCCAAUGGGAGUUGGACUUAGUGAACCAGUUGUAUGAAACACUAAGACUGGUGGAAACGCUUCCGGAGGAUAUAGCGAGUUACAGCUUUACUAGGAUAGUUUGGAAGGGUUUAGUCCCACCUAGAGUUGAAUUGUUCAUCUGGUUUGAUGUGCAUGGCUGUCUUUUGUUGGAAGGCUAUGGUCGUGCUCGGGAACGCUAA